UAUAAUAUUUCAUAAAAAUAACAUAUCAUAAAAAAUAUUUAUGAAAUUAAUAGGAAGAUCAAGUUCCACCUGAAUAUAUAUAAUUAAAGCAUCAUGAGGGAAUAUUAUUUAUAAUUAUAAAGCAAAAAUAGUAUGUGUAGGUUGCUAGAUAGGAGGCAUCCUGUUUGAUAUGGCACAUCAAGGCAGACAGAUAACAAUUAACAAAAUUCAGUUUCCUUCAAACCAUCAUACCAUUAUUGGUUUUAAUCUGCUUUUCUUCAAUUCUCAAAUUUUAAUUAAUUGAUUAUGAUGGUUAUUCUAAUACUUGUCUUCACUUUGCUGGUACAUAAUUUUUUUCUUUAUUUGAACUGAAGAAGUAAUGAGUGCUUUGGACAAAUAAUCGAUAUCGGCGAUAUUUGGGAAGCAAAAUGUCCACCAGGUUGUUCAUGUGAAGUACAAAAAUUUGUUGAUUUACCUUUACACCGAUGGAUAAAAACAAAUCAAGAUCAGGUAUGAAAAUAUAGUUAUAUUUUUUUUUUGAAAUGUAAUAUUAUUUUAUUCUUAAUAGAACUUAAGUAACGAUGCUAAGUUUGAACUUGGAUUAAACAUUGAUCAUUCUAUGAUUCCCGAAUUUUUAAAAGUAGCAAUUUGCGUUAUUGCCGAAGAAUAUGAAGAACUUUUGGAUAAGCUUCCAUCAGAUAUUCAGGUGUUUACAAUUCUUCAAUCUGGCUUGGGUAACUUUGAGAUUCGUUUACAAUCUACAACAUUUCAACGUUUUACAGAUUUAAUAUCUUUAGAUAUUCAGGGCAUAGAUUAUAAUGAAUCUCUAAAAAAGAAUUUGACUGUGGAACAAGAGAAAUUAGGAGGAAUUAUUUUGUCUGUUGAUUCAUUAUAUCCAUUAGGAUUAAAUCUUCUUUACUUAAAUUUAGAACGAGUAAAAUUAACAAGUUUGAGUGCAACAAAAAGAAACAAAGCUAAUCUUGUAAUUAAACCAAUGAAUACUGUUACUAAUGACGAAAAUGAAAAUAAACAAUUAUUAAAUAAUAUUAGUCAAAGUAUAGGACAUAGAUUGAUAUUUUUAAGUCAACAAAACAAUGGAGAAAGUGAUGAUAAGGAAAUACUUCCAUAUGAUGUAUACAAACAAGAAAUGGAAGGUUACAAAGAAACUGUUGGACUUUUUACUGGUUUAGGAGCUUUAACACAUUUAAGAAUUUAUGAUUGUGAUUUAAAAGAUAUAUCGUGGCAUAUGUUUGAUGGUUUAAAUAGUCUUAUUCAUCUUUCAUUAGAGAAAAAUAGUUUAAAAUUCAUUCCAGAAUUUUGUUUUUAUGGUACUCCAAAUUUAAAAGUAUUAUCACUUGCAAAUAAUCAAUUGUUAACCCUUAAAAGUGUAGAUUUAGCUGGUUUAUUAAUGCUUGAAAAUCUUGACUUAAGAAGAAAUAAUCUAACUUUUUUGUCAGAGUUAUCUUUUCCUCCUUUUCCAAUGUUGAAAAUUGCAGACUUUCGAGAAAAUCCUUUGGAUUCUAUAUUUCCAAGUACUUUUGAAAUCAUGAAUACAACACUAAAUCUCUAUUUGGGAGGCGAAGAUUCGAAAUUAUAUCUACAAAAAAAUUCAUUUUUGGGAUUAUGUCAUCUUCAAACAUUAUACUUGUAUAAUUUAAAAAUACUAGUUUUGGAACGUUUUAUAUUUCAAGGAAUGCCCGAGCUAUUACAAUUAAAAGUACAAGGAAAUAUUUCAAGUAUCGAAUUUGACGCAUUUAUAGAUUUAAUCAAGUUAAUAGAUCUUAAUUUAAGUAACUGUCAUAUUCGUAAAAUAUCCAUGGACGCAUUUUAUGGUUUGCAAAAUGUUAAACGCAUAGAUUUAUCAAAUAAUGAAUUAGAAUUCAUUCCACCUGGUUUAUUUGGAGUAGAACAACAGAAACAACUUAGGGAAAUUAUUCUUUCACAAAAUAAACUAACUUCAUUACCUAUAGAUUUUUUUAAAAUGCUUCGGAUUCCAAGCAAACAACAAGUAGAUUUUGCAAUUGUAAGAUUAGAUGGCAAUCCAUGGAAUUGCACUUGUCUAAUGUUUACAUGGAAUCCUCACUUGGUAAAUAGAUUAAGAGAAACAGCACCAAGAUGUUCAACUCCUAAGAAGUUGAAAAAUUGGGGAGUUUUUCAUGCAUUACGUAAAGGUGGUUUGCAAUGCAGAACUUUUAAAAAAAAACAUUUAAAAAAGUCUUCAAUUGGAAAAUAUAAUUAUGAAGAUAAUAUUAUUAGUUAGCUAAUAUAAUUUUUUAAUUUGCAAUGAAUAUAUGUGUGUAUAAAAAAAAAACAAAAUUAGAAGUUUAAUUUGUUUUUAAACAAUUUUUAUAAGAUUGCUCUUUAAUAUAUCAUUUUUAGUUUUAUAUAUAAUAUGUGUAUAGCUAGAUAUAACAAUAGAAAUUCAGAAUAAAAAAGAAUUGCAAUUAACAAUUUCUAUUUUCGUAAUCUUUAUAUUUAAAUCAUUUAAAAAUAAAAUAGAAAAAUAAAUAA
Apis laboriosa (Himalayan honeybee) is the source of this 2490-nucleotide messenger RNA. Its product is annotated as leucine-rich repeat-containing protein 15-like. The transcript is spliced from 5 exons. NCBI's taxonomy places the organism in Eukaryota, Metazoa, Arthropoda, Insecta, Hymenoptera, Apidae. Gene Ontology annotation, molecular function: protein binding. Bases 599 to 2239 code for a protein of 546 amino acids. The record is from RefSeq and is a predicted model, not a curated record. Gene Ontology annotation, cellular component: plasma membrane.